AUGAUACUUAUCCCUGAACUACCAGUCAGUACCUUGUCUGCUGUUGAAUCUGUGCCAAGAGUCCAGGACAGCGUGGUCAAUCUGCCGUCACCCAUGUUCUUUGUUCUCAAUAUCCAUGAAGAAGCAAGGAAGUUUGCAUAUCAGACUGGUGUCAGAGUCGUGGUUGCAUAUGGAGGUGCACCGAUAACAAAUCAGCUGAGGGAGUUAGAAAGAGGUGUUGAAAUCCUGGUGGCAACUCCUGGACGCCUAAUGGAUCUGUUGGAGAGGGCUAGAGUCUCACUGCAAAACAUUAUGUAUUUAGCUCUUGAUGAAGCUGAUCGAAUGCUUGAUAUGGGUUUCGAGCCACAGAUACGUAAAAUUGUUGAGCAGAUGGACAUGCCUCCACGUGGCCAGAGGCAGACAAUGUUGUUUAGUGCUACAUUCCCAAAAGAGAUACAGAGGAUGGCUGCGGAUUUCCUUGCUGAUUACAUCUUUCUUGCUGUUGGGAGGGUUGGUUCAAGUACCGAUUUGAUUGUUCAGAGGGUGGAGUUUGUCCUAGAUGCAGACAAACGUAGCUACCUCAUGGACCUUCUUCAUGCGCAAAAGGCUAAUGGUACACAUGGGAAGGGAAUGCUUUGA
Messenger RNA from Panicum hallii, 618 nucleotides. RefSeq names its product DEAD-box ATP-dependent RNA helicase 52B-like. Bases 1 to 618 code for a protein of 205 amino acids. Gene Ontology annotation, cellular component: nucleus. The transcript has 6 exons. NCBI's taxonomy places the organism in Eukaryota, Viridiplantae, Streptophyta, Magnoliopsida, Poales, Poaceae. The record is from RefSeq and is a predicted model, not a curated record. Gene Ontology annotation, molecular function: ATP binding; RNA binding; RNA helicase activity.